GAAGGUAAAUAGUGAUGCGUUGCUCUGUCGGCGUGGGUUUGAAUUCAUGAGUGAAAGUUAUUUUUAAGUGAUUAAUUUAAAUAUUAGUCCGUUUUAAUGUAUUAGUACUUAAGUACUAAGACUUUAAACGAAGCGUUAGGAAUUUGUGUGAUCUGUGUUUAAGUCUGGCCAGUUUGACAACAAUCAAUGAGACAGUAGCGAUAGGAAGUGUGUGUGUGUGUGUGUGAGAGGGAGAGGGAGAGUGUGAGAGAGUGUGUUUGUUGUGUGUUUGUUGUGUGUUUGUUGUGUGUUUGUUGUGUGUUUGUUUGUUGAUCCACGAUGGUGUUUUUCACUUGUAACGCGUGUGGAGAGUCGCUGAAAAAAGCCCAGAUCCAAAAACACACCUCUAUGUGCCGGGGAUGCCAAGUUCUGUCCUGCAUUGACUGCGGAAAAGAUUUCUGGGGAGAAGACUAUAAAAGCCAUGUUAAGUGUAUCAGUGAGGAUCAGAAAUAUGGAGGGAAGAACUACGAGGCCAAAGCAAAUAAAGGCGACGUAAAACAGCAACAGUGGAUUCAGAGAGUCCAGGCGGUGCUGGAUAAGCCGGGUGUGAGUGCAAGACUGCGCUCCGUGCUGCAGCAGGUCGCCACUUACGACAACGUCCCUCGUAAGAAAGCCAAGUUUCAGAACUGGAUAAAGAACAGUCUGAAGAUUUACGACUCCAGUCUGCAAGAUCAAGUUUGGGAGAUCUUCUCCUCUUCUGAAAGUCCACAGGGUAACGGAGCCGAACAUCCCGUACACACGUCGCCGCCAGAGCAGGACACGCAGGAAGAACAAGUGAAACCCGAGAAGAAGAAAAAGAACAAGAGAGAGAGAAAAGAAGAGCGUCAGAAGAACAGUAAAAAGAAGCGAACGCAGGACGAGCAGAACGGAGAGAACGGUGUAGAAGAGCCUCAGAAGAAGAAAAAGAGGAAGCAUGCAGAGGAAGAAGAGAAUGUGGAGGGAAAAAGCUCAAAGAAAAUGAAGAAAAGGAAAGCGGACGAGUGUGAAGAGAGCCAAAAUGUGGAGGAACUGGAGGAAGCAGAGGAUGAGCAGGAAGCACAAGACAAGUCUAACACUAAAGGGAAGUUCAACUGGAAAGGAACGAUAAAGGCGAUUGUUCGUCAGGCUCCAGAAGAAGGCAUCGCACUCAAGAAACUCCGAAAAAAGGUUUUAUCGGCGUAUUAUUCCUUCAGUGCAGAGGACAAUCACAAAUCGGAGGAGGAGCUGUAUUCUCUGUUCAACAAGAAGCUGAAAAACCCCAAGUUUAAGAUCCUGAAAGAAAAAGUCAGACUUGUUAAAUAACACAAACAGCUUCGGUUUGUAAAUGAAGCCGCAGACAGUCACCAGAAGAAACAUCUCCUCAUCCAGUUUUAUGUCUCAUCCGUGUCUAUUUUUCUUAAAAUAAACGUUCUUCCUGAACAGAUA
Messenger RNA from Tachysurus vachellii, 1443 nucleotides. RefSeq names its product Ly1 antibody reactive homolog (mouse) (gene lyar). Gene Ontology annotation, molecular function: DNA binding. Gene Ontology annotation, cellular component: nucleolus. Bases 319 to 1320 code for a protein of 333 amino acids. Gene Ontology annotation, biological process: negative regulation of transcription by RNA polymerase II; rRNA processing. NCBI's taxonomy places the organism in Eukaryota, Metazoa, Chordata, Actinopteri, Siluriformes, Bagridae. The record is from RefSeq and is a predicted model, not a curated record. The transcript is spliced from 8 exons.